UUGUGUCAUCUCCAAUUACUGUUUCCUGCUUCUCUUUUAUAUUCUUCUUGCUCAUGGCACCGACAACUCAAGAAAUCAAAAUAUCAAGAAAUGGGAGCAACAAUAAUGCAGCAGCACUCCAUGGCAAUGGCAAAGCUGGGGUUACGAAAUGCAACCCUAGCCUACUACCAAAUAGGCUCACCAUAAGAGGAGUAGUCGGGGAGUUGCUAACGCGCGCCAACCAAGAGAAGAAGUUGAUCCCCCUCGCCGUCGGCGACGCCUCCUCGUACGCUUGCUUCACCACCGGGAAGAAGGCCCUCACGGAGGCGGUUGCCGCAGUUGUGUCGUCCGCCAAGCAAGACUGCUACGCCCCAUCCUUUGGUCUUAGUAUCGCCCGCCGUGCGGUGGCGGAGCACCUGUCGACGGGGGCCCUGAUCAGCCUCCAAGAGCGCGACGUGUUCAUGACGUCCGGCGCGAAUCAGGCGCUUCAGGUGAGCAUGACGGUGCUGGCGGCCCGGGGAGGGUGCAACGUCCUGCUGCCGCGCCCGGGGUUCCCUCUGUACGAGUCUGCGUGCGACCUGCUCCGGAUCGAGCCCAGGUACUACGACCUGCAGCCGGUGAGGUCGUGGGAGGUCGACCUGGACCAGGUUCGGGCUCUGGUUGAUUGUAACACGGUUGGGCUCGUGGUCAUUAACCCAAACAAUCCGUGUGGGGCCGUUUAUUCUGCAAAUCAUCUCCAUCAGAUUGCUGAAACAGCUGGAUCCCUGAACAUUCCGAUCAUUGCCGACGAAGUUUAUGCCCACAUGGCUUUCGGUGGCAGCAAAUUUUUUCCUAUGAUAUCGUUCGCUCACUUGGCUCCGAUCCUUAACGUUGGCUCUCUCUCAAAGCGUUGGAUGGUUCCUGGCUGGCGCCUUGGAUGGGUAGCCAUUUGUGAUCCUCGUGGGUCCCUUGCACAAGUUAGAAACGCGAUUGAAAUGCUCAUGAACGUAAGCUCAGGUCCAGCUUCAGUAAUUCAGGCGGCAGUUCCUAAGAUUUUAUCAAAUGCCCAUGAAGAGUUCCACGAGAAUGUGCUUAGAACACUUGAAUCCUCAGCAGAUACUCUCUAUGAGAGAAUUAAUCAGAUAAAAGCAUUGAAAUGUCAGUCAAGGCCUCAAGGCUCCAUGUUCAUGAUGGUGGAGGUAGAUACAAGUUGUCUUCUUGGUAUCAGAAAUGAUAUGGAGUUUGCUGAGGAGUUGAUGAAAGAAGAGUCUGUUUUGGUUCUACCAGGUACUGUAAUUGGCCUGAAGAAUUGGGUCAGGCUAUUCUUCGGAGCUCCGGGUUCUCUCUUAGCAGAGGCUUGUGAUAGGAUCAAGUCAUUUUGUGACAGGAGGUAUUCAACAAAAAAUUAAUAUCUAAAAUUAGCUUAAGACUAAUAAUUCACAUAUUAUUAUAAUUCCGCCAGUGUGUUGGCUCCUGAAUAAAUGAAGAUUGUAUAUGAACCCUUUCGUUGUUAGGGCUCUGCCCCUCGCCUAAUCCUUCAUCGUAUUAUCAUGUAAUAGUCUUUAUUCAUCUCUGGUUAAUGUGAGUAUAGAAGUUU
This is a messenger RNA of Asparagus officinalis (garden asparagus), 1555 nucleotides long. RefSeq names its product probable aminotransferase TAT2. The record is from RefSeq and is a predicted model, not a curated record. Gene Ontology annotation, biological process: biosynthetic process; amino acid metabolic process. Lineage: Eukaryota; Viridiplantae; Streptophyta; Magnoliopsida; Asparagales; Asparagaceae. Gene Ontology annotation, molecular function: pyridoxal phosphate binding; transaminase activity.